Messenger RNA from Thrips palmi, 1362 nucleotides. RefSeq names its product tubulin alpha-8 chain-like. Gene Ontology annotation, cellular component: cytoplasm; microtubule. Gene Ontology annotation, molecular function: structural constituent of cytoskeleton; GTP binding. Bases 1 to 1362 code for a protein of 453 amino acids. The record is from RefSeq and is a predicted model, not a curated record. The transcript is spliced from 9 exons. Gene Ontology annotation, biological process: microtubule cytoskeleton organization; mitotic cell cycle. Lineage: Eukaryota; Metazoa; Arthropoda; Insecta; Thysanoptera; Thripidae.
AUGCGAGUCAAAUGGGUUGCCUGCCCUCCGGGCGCGCGGAAAGUACCUCAGUCUGAUAGAGAGCGCGAGGUGGUGUCCCUGCACGUGGGGCAGGCGGGCGUCCAGGUCGGCUCGGCCUGCUGGGAGCUGUACUGCCUGGAGCACGGCAUCGCCCCCGACGGCCAGCUCUGCUGGACCGUCCAGGACGACACCUUCAACGCCUUCUUCAGCGAGACGGGCGGCGGCAAGUGCGUGCCCCGGGCCGUCAUCGCGGACCUCGAGCCCACCUGCAUCGACGAGAUCCGCACCGGGGCGUACAAGUGCCUGUUCCACCCGGACCAGCUGGUGUCGGGCAAGGAGGACGCGGCCUCCAACUUCGCGCGCGGCUUCUACACCGUGGGCAGGGAGAUGGCGGAGCUCACGCUGGACCGCAUCCGCAUCCUGGCCGAGGACUGCAGCGGCCUGCAGGGCUUCCUCCUGUUCCGGGCCUACGGCGGCGGCACCGGCUCCGGCUUCACGACCUUGCUGUUGGAGAGGCUGAUGCAGGACUACGCCAAGACCAGCAAGCUGGAGUUCGCCGUGUUCCCCGCCCCGCAGAUCUCGCCCGUGAUCGUGGAGCCCUACAACGCGGUGCUGUGCACGCACGGCUCGCUCGAGAUCGAGGACUGCUGCUUCGUCAUGGACAACGAGGCCGUCUACGAGAUCUGCGACCGGCACCUGGACGUGGCCAGGCCCACGUACACCAACCUGAACCGCCUCCUGGGGCAGGUGGUGUCCGCGGUGACGGCGUCGCUGCGCUUCGAGGGCUGCCUCAACGUGGACCUGGUGGAGUUCCAGACCAACCUGGUGCCCUACCCGCGCCUGCACUUCCCCCUCAUCACGUACGCGCCCUUCGUGUCGGCGGGCAAGGCCUACCACGAGGCCCUCAGCGUGGGCCAGCUCACCUCGGCCUGCUUCGAGCCGGCCAACCAGAUGGUCAAGUGCAACCCCGCCGACGGCAAGUACAUGGCCUGCUGCAUGCUGUACCGCGGCGACGUCACACCGACCGACGUGAACGCCUCCGUGCAGUCCAUCAAGAGCAAGCGCGCUAUCCGCUUCGUGGACUGGUGCCCCACCGGCUUCAAAAUCGGCAUCAACUACCAGCCGCCCACCACGGUGCCCGGCAGCGACCUGGCCCCCGUCAUCCGCGCCGUCACCAUGCUGUCCAACUCGACGGCCAUCCGCGCCGCCUGGGAGAAGCUCAACCGCAAGUUCGACCUGAUGCACAAGAAGCGCGCCUUCGUGCACUGGUACGUCGGCGAGGGCAUGGACGAGGCCGAGUUCGCCGACGCCCGCGAGGACCUGGCGGCGCUGGAGCAGGACUACGCCGUGGUGGAGGACUAG